This is a messenger RNA of Meloidogyne enterolobii, 982 nucleotides long. The record is from the annotation of a GenBank genome assembly. Lineage: Eukaryota; Metazoa; Nematoda; Chromadorea; Rhabditida; Meloidogynidae.
AUGGUUCAAUUACCUUUAAAUAUUAUAGCAACGGGAAAUGAUUUUAUUGGAGAUAAUUUAAAUAAUAAUUCUUUAAAAUUUAUUUCUUCUCAAAAAUUUUUAUUGGCAGAUAUUCUUAAAGCCUCAGCUUUAUUCCUUUUGGUGCUGUGGACAAUUUUAGCAAACUUUCUAGUUUUUAUUGUGCUUUAUAAAAAUCCACGUCUUCAAACAGUUCCCAACCUUUUGGUUGGAAAUUUAGCCUUAUCUGAUUUUUGCUUGGCGCUGAUUGUACUCCCUUUAUCGAGUGUUUAUGCUUGUGCUGGCGAAUGGCUCUUCAAUGAUACUCUUUGUCAAAUUUUUGUAUCUGCUGAUAUUCUCUGCUCUACAGCUUCAAUCUGGAAUCUUUCUAUUGUAGGGCUCGAUAGAUAUUGGGCAAUAACUUCUCCAGUUGCUUACCUAAAUAAACGAAACAAAAAAACAGCCUGUAUAAUGAUUGUUACUGUGUGGUCAUUCUCUGCAUUGAUAAGUUUAGCCCCUCUACUUGGGUGGAAACAAGUUGCUGAACAUGGAAAUUUAGUGGAAUUGAAUGGAACUUGGCAAUGCACAUUCCUCGAUUUACCCUCCUACACUGUUUACUCUGCUACUGGUUCCUUUUUUAUUCCAACUCUAUUAAUGUUCUUCGUUUACUUCAAGAUUUAUCAGGCAUUUGCUAAACAUCGAGCGAGACAAAUUUACAGGCAAAAGGUCGGAUAUUUCUCUUUUCCCCAAGCUUUUUAAAUAUUUUCUGCUUAAUAAAUGCAGUGACCUUUAACAUUUUCCAAAAAAAAAUAAAAAAAACUUUUCCUAAAAUCCUUAGUUUAAUUGCUUCUGUACUUUUUAAAUAUUUAGUUGGCCGUUUCAUCGAGGGUAUGUUUCGAAUUUAUUUUUGUUUGGUGAUCGACAAGUGUUGUCUUUUCCGGAUUUUUUCUCUUAUAUAAUAUACACUCUCUCGCUUUUCUCUAAC